AUGGAGAGAGACCGGGGAUUUAGCUUCAAACUGGUGGUUCCGUCCAGGGGGAAUAACGGACAGGUAUCAGCCGUUCGACCUCAGGAGGUUGUUGAGACCUGUGCUGACUUCAUGAAUGCAUUGCAGCAGGGUAACAGUGAAGGAUUUGAAAAAGAGACAAGCAUGCCUUUCCCAAAUACAAGUGUGGUUGCACCGACUAGAACAGAACUCCCCAGGAUGAAAGCUGUGCCACCGAUGGAAAAAGGCGAUAAUAAUUGCACUCCUGGGCAGCUGUAUUCCAAGCUGUUUGAUGAAGUUGAGAAAAUAAAGUGUUGGAAGGUUAAAGUAGACUCUGACACUGUGCAAAAGGAAAGGAAGCUCCAAGAAAACAAAAGAACAAUUGAAACUCAGCGCAAAGCCAUUCAGGAAUUGCAGUUUGGAAAUGAAAGUCUCAGCGUGAAGCUGGAGGAACAGAUCAGUGAAAAUGAGGAUUUGAGGAACAAAAACAACGGCACAAGGAACUUGUGUAAUAUACUCAAAGAUACUUUUCAGCGGUCAGCUGAGAAAAUGCAUUUAUUUGAAUCCGAAAGAGAAGAAACACAUCACCUCUUUAUGGAAAAUAGUAGUACUAUUCAGAAACUGACUGCAGCAUUUGAAAGCCUUCGUUCUCAAACAGAAGCUGAUCAACAAGAGAUGAAGAAAGUCAAAGAGGCCUUGCUGCAAUUUGAAGAUCUAAAAGAGAAAUAUCAUCAAGAAUAUAACAUGAAAGAAAAAGAGGUUGCAGAUCUUCAAACUAAAAUUAAGGAUAAGGAAAAUGAACUUCAAAAACUCCUGCUUGACCUCCUUGAAACCCAGAAGCACUGCACACAACUACAAGAGACAACAAAUUACCAACGUGAACUUCUAAAAAGCUCAAAAAACGAACAAGAAUCCCUUCUCCAAAGACUUAACGCUGCAGAGCAGCACUGUAGAGAAACUGAGGAAAAUCGUGAAGCUAUUGCUGCAAUGCUGGCCCAAAGCAAAGAAGAAUAUGGAGAGAUGAUUCAAAACAAAGACUUGACCUUGCAGGAGCUCACUAGAAUUAAAAAUCAGCAAGCAGAGAAGCUGGAGGAGACUCAGACUAGCAUUACGGAGCUGCAGAAUUCACUAGCCUUAGAGAUACAGAGGAGCAAGGAACUUGAGGAUAAUCUUAUUGCAAACAACAAAGAACUUGAAAGGAGAAACACACUUCUAGAAGAGAGCAUGGAGCAGAGUGCAGAGAAAGAUGGGCAGAUCAAAACCCUUGAAGAUGAACUGGAUGAAAAAUCUAAAUCUGUUGAGUCCAUGAAGGGUAAGAUUGAAAUCACUGAACUCAGAGUGGAGGAACUUACAGCUGAGCUGUCGAGGAAAACUGAAGAAGUCCAGCUAUUUAAGAACGAAGCAGAGAUUGAGAAAAAAGAAAAGGAACUACUGAAGAAGACUUGUGAAGCUGCUGAAAACGCACAAGAGGAUUUAAAGGAGAAGGCUGCAGUGACACAGAUCAAAGUGCAAGAGCUGGAGGGACAAUUGACUAGUGAAUUAAAGAAGAAUAAAGAACAAACCGUUCAGAUGGAGCAACUGGGGAAAGACUUCACACAGCAUAAAGUAAAGUACCAAAAGCUAUUAUCCACCUUUAACGAGCUGCAGUGUGAGAAGACAGCCAUUCAACAGCAGUUUGAGAGUCGAUCUUCUAAUGUGAAAGCUAUUGAGGCAAACAUGAAGGUGAGUAAGGAGAAGGUUGUGAAGUUCACAAGUGAAAUUCAAAGACUGGAAGAAGAAAACCAAUGUUUACGAGAGGAAGUGAACUCCAUUAAUACCAAAAGCCAUGGGACAUAUCAGGAAACAGAGGCUUUGCAGAAGAAAAUUGAAGAACAUUGUGAACAUCUACAGCAGGAAAUUACAGAAAGAGAAAAUCGGAUCAAAUCUGUGGAAACAAAGCUGUGCAAUCUCAGAAAAAAAUUUGAAAUCAAAUUUAAAGCCCAAGAGGGAUACCAGAAAGAGAAUAAAAUGCUUAAGAAACAAAUAGCAAAGGAGAAUGCAAAAUCCAGUCAACUUGAAAUUGUGAUAAGCAGUCUUCAGGAGAAAUCCCAGAACCUUAAUAGACUGAAUGAAGAAGACCAUCAGAAAAUGCUCUUGGAUCUUGAGUCCAAAUCAUCCUUUACAGCAGAGCUUGAGAAUGAGCUACAAAAACUCAGAUUAACAGCAUCAGAGGCCAUCAAGAACAAGGAAGACAUAGAACUCAAGUGUCAACACAAGAUAGCAGAUAUGGUCGCACUUAUGGAGAAACAUAAGAGCCAGUAUGACCGGAUGGUUGAAGAAAAGGACGCAGAGCUUGAUGAGAAAAAGAGGAAAGAGAUGGAAGCUGUUGCCUCAAGGAAAUCUCUGGAGUUGGACCUCACCAAGCAGAAGGCUGAUAUUGAUCAGCUGAAGCAACAGCUGAAGACAGAAAUAACAGAGAAGGAAAACCUGCAGAAGGAGCUGACUGACUUGAAGAAGGUAAUAUCAUCAAUAAAAAACAGUCAGCUGUCAGAAGCAAGAAAAAAGCAGUCACCUGCCUCAGACUAUAAACAAGGGAGAUGUUCGAAGACCCCAAAAGACAGCUCUUCAAAAAGACACCAGUUUGACUUCUCCAAGGCUAAGAAAACUCCCUCCUACAGCAAAGAUGAUGGAAGAACUGCAAUUAAGAAGAAAGCUGUGAAGCAAUCUGACACUGAAUCCAUAAGAACAUCGUGUGGAACAACCCCAAAGACCAAGGAAAUUCACAAUGAAGACCUGAAAACCCAGAGAUGUAAUACAAAUGGAGUUGGCGGAACAUCAAAGAUCAAAUCGUACAGAAUAAGGACUCCUCCUUCUGCUGAAAAGGCAGCACACUGGGGGAAGAGCACCAUAGAGCUUGAACCCAAGUCUGACAGCUCCGACCAAAAUGAUCUCUUGACAUUUGCAAGUGCACCUGUACCCAAUUUCUCUGCUCCACAGUGCAAACUUAACAUCUUCAAGAAGAUUCAGAGCCCUGUCGCUCAUAAAUCACCAGGGAACUCCUUGAAGUUAGCUGCAAUGAAGAGAAUGAGAGAUGCUGGUUGGACGGCUGUUACUGGCUGUGACAAAAAAAAGAGGACGACCAAUGAGAAGAUCUUUGCUUAA
Anoplopoma fimbria (sablefish) is the source of this 3138-nucleotide messenger RNA. RefSeq names its product synaptonemal complex protein 1 (gene sycp1). Gene Ontology annotation, biological process: synaptonemal complex assembly; meiotic DNA repair synthesis; chiasma assembly. Lineage: Eukaryota; Metazoa; Chordata; Actinopteri; Perciformes; Anoplopomatidae. Gene Ontology annotation, molecular function: double-stranded DNA binding. The transcript has 35 exons. Gene Ontology annotation, cellular component: male germ cell nucleus; synaptonemal complex; central element. Bases 1 to 3138 code for a protein of 1045 amino acids. The record is from RefSeq and is a predicted model, not a curated record.